Molecule: messenger RNA, 1587 nt
Organism: Didymodactylos carnosus
Lineage: Eukaryota; Metazoa; Rotifera; Eurotatoria; Philodinida; Philodinidae
Source: the annotation of a GenBank genome assembly
AUGUUUGGUUGUUCACUGGAAUCUCCGUUAAAAUCGGGAGAAUGCUUUAUUCGCUAUGAGAUACUUGAUGAUAAAGGACAACAAACAGGUCGAUUUGAAUGUGUUCAUGAUUGUACUGUAAUUAUAACAAAAAAUCCUUGUCCAUAUGCAGGAGAUAUGAUUCAGUUGCGCGCAGUUGAUAUUCCAGAGUUGCAUGACUUGAAAGAUGUUGUCGUAUUUCCAGUUAAUGGUGAAAGACCACAUUUUAAUGAAAUAGCAGGCUCAGACUUGGAUGGUGAUCAAUACUGGGUGUACUGGGGAUGUGAAUUUAAACUGAAAACACAAGUAGCACCAUUAGAUUACAAGAGUAAACCUAAGUCACCACAUCCACAUCCAAUUACUGCUGACGAUGUCAUUGAUUGUAUCCUAUCUACGUUCGGCGCAACUACAAUUGAUUCGCAAAAAACAGGCAAAAUAAUUGAUCGAAAAGAACUUCAAAAAAUAAGACAAAAAAUUGGUUAUGAUUAUCCGGAUUUCUUAAUAAGAGACGGUGGUAAACAAACUUAUGAGUCUUCAUCACUCUUGGGAAAAUUAUAUCGAAAUGGUUUAUCCUUUAUUGAAUUGAAAAAUUAUUCGUCUAAACAAUUACUAUCAGUUGAAGGACAAACUUCAUCAUUAAAUACAACAUCUCAACAACAACGUCCUCAACAUGUUUCAACAUCAAACACUUCAGCGUAUUCAAAGUAUCGACAUCAAGAAGAUAUUUGUUAUAAUACACAAUUACAUAAUACUGAUACGAAGUAUAUCAAUUCUUCGAUGACAUCAAUGUCGUCAUUACUGAACACUAAACUCGUUAAGUCUGAUUUGAAUUGUUCAAUAAGUUCUACACCAAACUCCAUGUAUGAUACAAAUUUCUCUUCAUCAUCAUCAAUCAGCUCCAAUCACAAUGAGAUGUCCGGUUUGAGUUCACAACCAAAGUAUGAUGAGAAUAAUAAUAAUAAUAUUACUACAAUGAAUCUUCUUCCACCAUCAAUUUAUAAAAAUGAUAUCAUGAAAGAAUCUACUCUCAUUUUUGAUCAAUUAACAUCCUCACCACAAUCAUCAUCUGCCGAAUUACCAUGUUCAAACAAUAACUGCAAUUUUACACAGAUUUUUUUCAUUGAUGGAAUGACAUCAUUAUCUUCGUCAAUAAAAUAUAUACGAUCGAAUAAACCCUCUUUUAGGGAACAUGAAAAUAUGAUACGUUUCGAUCUACAAUUACCAUCGAGAAGAAUUCAAAUAAACCAUGAGCAACAUUCAGCAUUAUUCUACAACAAAUUACAUGAUAUAUUAUUAAAUGAAAGUGCUAGUGAAUAUAAACAGAGUAUUCAUGGUGAUGUUGAAUUGAUAAUCUCAUUUGGUUAUUUCUAUUGUUUACACUAUCCAAAGCAACAACAUACGAACGAUUUACCAACAGAUUUAGAAACAUUAGCAAACGACUAUUUUCUACCUUAUCUGACAGAUACCUAUUUACCAUCAACAAUAGUCCAUCCCAUAGAACGACCUACUGUUGACAUACAGCAAAUAUUCUAUCAAGUUAAUCAUACAAUCAAACGUGAAGUAAGUUAG